CGUUACGGUGCCAUCCUUCCGUAGUAACGUUGAUACAAACAAAGGCCCAAUUGAGUUAAAGCGACCACAGAUUUAGCAGCGAAGCUUGAGAAAACAGUCAUGUCGUACGAGAAGGUGGUUAAGGGAGCUACAAAGAUUAAGGUUGCUGCUCCUAAGCCCAAGUACAUCGAGCCCAUCUUGAGCGCUACGUACCAUAAGAAUGAGCUGAAAGAGGUUAUGUCCGCUCUUCACACCCGUCUGGGAGACUCGGCAUGGUCCAUUGUUUACAAGUCUUUGCUGGUUAUCCAUAUCAUGAUUAGAGAAGGCCACCAGGAUGCUGCAUUGUCAUUUCUGUCGUCACGGUCGGGGUUCUUGGAUUUACAGCACAUCAGGAACAUCAAGUCUGGGGACUCGAGAUCCCUGUUGCGUUACGGGAAGUACCUGUCUGUUAGAUCUAGGGAAUUCGGCUCGACGAAGAUGGACUUCGUCAAGGAUGCACAGAUCAACAAGGACAAAGGUGCAUUGAGGAAGCUGUCUGUGGAUAAAGGUCUACUCAGAGAAGUUGAAAGCGUUGAGACCCAGAUUAAGGCUCUAAUCUCUUGUAGAUUUGCAGAGGCCGACAUCAACAACGAUAUCGUAUUGACCUGUUUUAGAAUGCUUGUCAAUGACUUGUUGUGCCUUUAUCAGACCUUGAACGAAGGUGUUAUUAAUAUCCUUGAGCAUUACUUUGAGAUGUCCAAAUAUGACGCUGAAAGAGCGUUGGAGAUCUAUAAGACCUUUGUUACAUUAACCACUGACGUUGUUAAUUACCUGAGAAUUGCCAAACACUUGGAGUAUGCCACGAAAUUACACGUUCCGACUAUUAGACACGCUCCUGUUGCUUUAGCUGAUAGUCUCGAGGAUUAUCUAAACGACCCUAACUUUGAAGUGAAUAGAUCUCAGUAUUUGGCUGAGAAGGAGUAUAAGAACAACGGAAACGUUGUUUCAAAGCAGUCAAAGCAACAGGAUCAACAGCAGCAACAACAGGAU
Williopsis jadinii is the source of this 1008-nucleotide messenger RNA. Its product is annotated as ANTH-domain-containing protein. The annotation marks the transcript as partial. Gene Ontology annotation, molecular function: 1-phosphatidylinositol binding; SNARE binding; phosphatidylinositol-4,5-bisphosphate binding. Gene Ontology annotation, cellular component: clathrin-coated pit; clathrin-coated vesicle. The transcript is spliced from 3 exons. The record is from RefSeq and is a predicted model, not a curated record. Gene Ontology annotation, biological process: clathrin coat assembly; clathrin-dependent endocytosis; vesicle budding from membrane. NCBI's taxonomy places the organism in Eukaryota, Fungi, Ascomycota, Saccharomycetes, Phaffomycetales, Wickerhamomycetaceae.